GUCUUGAAAACAUAAUAUUCUCUCCAUCUUUUCCAGAGUAUAUUCAGAAUCAAAAAUACUGAUUCUAUCUACUAGGAUGGGUGAGAAAAAGGAAGAAACGGCGACUAAACCUGAAGGAGACAAGAAGCCAGUCGAUGGUGGUAAUAACACCGUCGUGGUUAUGAAGCUUGACAUGCAUUGCGAAGGUUGUGGCAAGAAAAUCAAACGACUCUUGAAACAUACCAAAGGAGUGGAAGAUGUGAAGAUUGAUUAUAAGGCUGACAAGUUGACGGUGAUCGGAAACGUAGAUCCCACGGCAGUUCGAGAUAAAGUAGCUGAGAGAAUUAAGAGAAAGGUGGAAAUCGUCUCUACCGUGGCGCCUAAGAAAGAGGCUCCUCCUCCUUCAGGCGGUGAAAAGAAGGUGGCCGAUGAAAAACCUGCCGAGAAGAAGCCUGCCGAUGAGAAACCCGCCGGCGAAAAGAAAGUUGAGAAGAAAAAUGACGAAGGAGAGAAGAAAGCUUCUCCUCCUGCUCCACCAAAAGAGAGCACGGUGGUUCUGAAAACGAAACUACAUUGCGAAGGUUGCGAGCACAAAAUCAAGAGAAUAGUCAACAAAAUUAAGGGGGUUAAAUCAGUGGCCAUUGAUAGCGCCAAGGACUUGGUGAUAGUGAAGGGGAUCCUUGACAUUAAACAGCUCACUCCUUAUCUCAACGAGAAGCUUAAACGCACCGUCGAAGUUGUUCCGGCCCAAAAAGAGGAGGCAGCUGCGGCGGCUCCAGCUGGCGGGGAGAAGAAGGACAAAGGUGCUGGUGAAAAGAAAGAGACAAAAGAUGUUGGUGAUAAGAAGAAAGAAGUUGCAUCAGCCGGAGACGGUGGUGCAACGAUGGAUGUGAAGAAAUCGGAGUAUAGCGGGUAUGGCUAUCCACCUCAGCCGAUGUAUUACAACCCACCAGGACAAGUGUAUGGUCAACACUACAUGAUGCAAGGUCAAUCAUCUCAAUCCUAUGUGCAAGAACCGUAUGUGAACCACCAAGGAUAUGUACAUGAAGCGUAUACUAAUCAAGGAUACGGCCAAGGGUAUGGACAACAAGCACCACCACCACCGUACAUGAACCACCAAGGGUAUGCAGAUCCCUAUGCUCAUAUGCGUGCUCCCGAGAUGUUUAGUGAUGAGAAUCCAAAUGGGUGUUCUGUUAUGUGAGUGAAAUGAGAGGGGAGGAAAGUGUAAAUAACUAAGAAAUAUAGGGAGAGAAAAGGUAGAUAUGACAGAAUUGUAAUACUAAAGAAAUCACGGAUACUUCCGAGUCCGGUAAUCUAAACCGGCAAGAUUGGUCGGGUAGAACCGGUUUUUGAGAGGCGUGGGUUGGGUUUCAUAUGUUGUUGUUUGGUUUACUCUAUAGACUUUUAUAAAUAUAGUUUCACUUAUUAUAAGAUUGGAUCAUCCUCUGUUUUACAACUUUUGUGCUAAUGUAUGUAGUAGUCAAGUGAUCAUAAUGAAAAAAACUCUU
This is a messenger RNA of Eruca vesicaria subsp. sativa (arugula), 1487 nucleotides long. The record is from the annotation of a GenBank genome assembly. Lineage: Eukaryota; Viridiplantae; Streptophyta; Magnoliopsida; Brassicales; Brassicaceae.